Messenger RNA from Paramisgurnus dabryanus, 2834 nucleotides. The record is from RefSeq and is a predicted model, not a curated record. NCBI's taxonomy places the organism in Eukaryota, Metazoa, Chordata, Actinopteri, Cypriniformes, Cobitidae.
UGGUGCUAUAUAGCACCGUUUGUUUUUUAGAGUGAAGGAGACAGACUGUGUGUGUAUCUAUAAGAACAGACAGGUGAAGGAGGGGAUAAAGUAUGAGAACAGAGUGAGUCUGUUAACAGAGGACCUAAACAGAGGUAUUGUGGCCUUAAAAUUACAAAAGUUCAGUUUGUCAGAUGUUGGAGAUUAUCUGUGCCAGGUCACUAGUGGAGACACCAAAAAGGAGAUAACAGUAAACGUAGAAAAAGGUAAGUUUUCUUUUACCUUUAAUUUAUUCUAAUUAAACUUUGAUGUAAAUUAAUGGUCCCCCCCAGAUUCCCCCACACAUCAAAUGUUUGUAUUGCUUUUUUCCCCUAAAACAGUCACCAAAGUGCACCAAUGAGUCAAAAUAUUACAAUAACCAGAAUUAUUUAGUUUAUAAAGCAGAUUGCAUUUAUUUAAUCUAUUGAAAUCUGUUUCAUUCAAAGAUUAGCAACUUCCACUGAAUAUAUUGCUGUUGAAUAUAUGAGUUUUGCCAUUACAGAUAUCAUUUUGAUCAUGUCUGCUAUGUAUGUUUCUCUAUAAUUCUUAUAUCUUUAUUGUUUAUAAACACACUUCUUCAGUAAAAACAGACUUGUAUAAGCGUAUAGCCGCUGGAGCAUUACUAGUUGGACUGGGGUUCGUACCAGGAAUAGGAUUAGCAGCAGCAGCACUAGGAGUUGCAGGAGCAAUUACAGCUGGAGGAGCGGCAGUGACAGCAACAGCAGUAGCAGUAGGAGCAGUAGGAGCACCAGCAGAAGCAGUAGCAGAAGUAGACAUCAAUAUCAAAAGCAUAGACAGAAGAUGGAGUGAACAAGAGAGAAUGAGAAUGGAAAACUCUUCUGAGUUGACAGAAACAAAAUCCUGUCUAGCUGAAAAAGACAAAAUGAUAAAAGAUCUGGAGAUGGAAAGAAAAAAACUCCAAGACAAAAAACACAUGUUGCUGGAUAAAAUGAGCAAAAUGAUAAGUGAGAAAGAAAGGGAAUUAAAGACAGUGAUAGAGAUGAAAGCCAGUAAACAUGAGCUGACCAAACUGAGAACAGAACUACAAGAAGAGAUCAGACAGCUACAAGAAGAGAUAAAGAUACUCAAAGGGCAGUCUUCACACUCAGCUGUUGGAGUAAGAAGAAACAGCAUCAGCUGGACACGUCCGACCAUGAGUGGAGAAACAUCAAAUGCAGACUCUUCAGUGUUGGUUUCUGGAUCAGAGCUCAGGUUGGUUCUGCUGGGGAGCGCUGGAUCUGAGAAGAGUGCAUCAGUAAACAUCAUCCUGAAGAGAGAGAAGAUCCAGACUGAUACAUCAACAGAGAUCCAGCAGAGUGAGAGCAGACAGGGGGAGGUGAAUGGGAAGCAGCUGACUGUGGUGGAAACUCCUGACUGGUUUUGCUCUGGUCUCUCUCUGGAGGAGGUGAGAGAGGAUGUGAGACUCUGUGUCCGUCUGUCUGCUCCAGGACCUCACGCCUUCCUCCUGGUCAUACCAGUACAACAAUCUACUGGAGUAGAGAAAGCAAUGCUGGAGAAAAUGGAGGAGAUUUUUGGGGAGAAAUGUUGGAGGAACACCAUGAUCCUUUUCACUGUUACUGAUGAAGAACAAAAGAAGAUCAUUGAGGAUUUUGUCCAGUCAGGGAAACAGGAGGUCCAGAGACUUGUAGAGAAAUGUGGGAACAGGUUUCACUUUCUCAACAUUCAUCAGAGUGGAGAUGAUUCACAGAUCUCAGAGCUGCUGGAGAAGAUUGAGAAGAUGGUGGAAGGAAACACAGAGAGAUUUUACAGCAGUGAGAUCUAUCUUGAGAUAAGACAUCUGAGAGAAAGAGAGAAGUUUAACGUACUACAGAUUUUUCAUAAAUUUCAGGAAGCAUUGAGUAGCAUAGAGUGAAAACUGGACUUUAGAAAAGGAGUGUUUGGCAGCAUGAUGCAGUAAUGUAGAUGUUAAGGAAUGAUUGCAUUAAUUGCUGUAUGUUAGGCAGCUGAUAAUGAAUAAUUUAACACUUAAGUCAUGGCUUGCCCCUCAGAGGGCAGCUUGAGGUAGCAGAGUCUCGACUUUAAGACUGUGUUGGUUAUGAAGAGUGCAUCAGUAAACAUCAUCCUGAACAGAGAGGAGAAGAUCCAGACUGAUACAUCAACAGAGAUCCAGCAGAGUGAGAGCAGACAGGGUGAGAUGAAUGGGAAGCAGGUGACUGUGACAUACAAGUGACAAACAAACACCAUGAACCAUUUUACUGUUUCUGUCAAAGAUCAAGAUAAAAACAUUAGGGAUUUUGUCCAAUCAGGGAAUCAGGAGGUCCAGAGACUUGUAGAGAAAUGUGGGAAUAGGUUUCACUGUCUCAACAUUCAUCAGAGUGGAGAUAAUUCACAGAUCUCAGAGCUGCAGGAGAAGAUGGUGGAGAGAUUCUACAGGAGUGAGGUCUUCCUGGAGAUUGAAAGUUGUCUGAGACAGAAAUUUUGUGCAGUACAGAUUUUUCCCAAAUUUCCGGAUGGAAUCAGUAGUGAGCGUGAAUAACUGGAUUUAGGAAAGUUGUACAGCAGUAUAAUGCACAGUUACAGUGCAAUCCCACCAAAAUCCACUACACUUACAAACUAGUAAUUGAUGUCAGUGGUGGGCAACAGUCAUACUGUAACAAAGAGCAGUCAUAAUCAGUGUAAAUUGUGCCAUUCAUCAUUGUUCUAUAGAAAUGUCUGUAACAAAAUACAACUUCUGUGAAGUAAUUUAAACAAAUGUGACCCUGUCUGUGAAAUCCAGGUUUCAUAAUUUAAUUUUAAGAGAAAAUUUGUAAUAUCAGUCUUUGUCAUGAUCUUACUUAUUCAAUAUUAAAGAUAUC